AUGCCGUUUAGCAAAGCAUGGAGAAGUGCGGUGUACCCCGACUUCCGUGAGCAGGGUGCGUAUAUCAAUUACAAGGCCACGAAAGACAUCCUCCACCGCAUGAAGGAAGACAUUGCAAACCCAUCCACCCCCGAUGAACUGUACAACUCCCUGUUGUUGCAGAAGUGCCGCGUGUACAAGUGGUGUGAAAAGAAAAUUAAAGAACUUUUGACCGUUGCAGAGGCACUUAUGGCUGCCUCCGACUAUCUCACCGAGGAAGAUACCAAAACCAAUCUGAGCCUUGUGCUGAAUACACUAGGGAGUGGAAACAUGAAGUGUUUACCUCCCAAUGAGGCACGACUCUUGGCAGAUUCAAUCACGCAUGAACUUCUUCGAUUUGUGGAGUGUUGCAACUUAAACACAGACACCAUUGAGCACAUUAUUGGUCGUAUGUACCGAUAUGCCGUUCUUGGACCUACAGGUAAGCACUGGAAUAACAUCAUGACGGAGUAUGAUUAUCAUAAACUCUCCAUUCAUGAAAUUUUUUAUCUGCUUUCAAAGGUGUAUGAUCGUGUGACAGCGACGGAAAACAUGCGAAUUGUGAAACGUUCCGGGAUUCCAGCAGGCACCGUUGGCUCGCAGGUGUUUGACCGUCGUUCGGUGAAGUACUGGGUACACUUGCAGGAUCUUCCCUUUGUCAUUGCCCGCAUUAUCCCUCACUUGCCGCAUAGCACAUUUAAAGAAACGUAUCAAACGUGUAAAGAACGUAACAUUCCCUUUACACUUGGAUCACCUGUCAGCAGUGUGUACUGGGAUAACAACGAGUUCCUUCUGUAUCAUCGAAGGCUUGAACGACUUGAAGGAGCAACUCUUAUUCGUAUGCGUUGGUACGGUGACCCGUUGGAAAAUGACUGGAAUAAACUUGGCCCUAAUGAUAGUGUCUUUAUGGAAAUUAAAGUACACCAUGAGGCAUGGAGUGGUGAGCGGAGUAACAAACGACGGUUUGCACUGAAGGAGAAGGAAGUUAAUUCGUAUGUUCAUGGGGAAUUGGAUCUUAAUCCAGCAUUGGAAAAGUUACGUGCCAAGAAGGCCUCUAAAAAGGAAUUGCACAAUUUUAUGGAUCUUUCUACCGAAAUUGUCACAAAGAUUGAUGCUUACGAUCUUAAACCUGUGAUUCGCACGCAGUGUUCUCGAGCAGCCUUUCAGCGAGGGAUCGACCAAUCCAUACGUGUCAGCAUUGACACCGACCUGCGAGUCUGCGCCGAAGACUUUGGGUUGGGACAUCAUUGGCGGUACAGUGGCGUCGAUGCACCCGUCUCGUACUUCCCGUACGCCGUGGUGGAGAUUAAACUGCAGUGUGCUGAAAAUGAACGCAUUGCGCCGUGGAUCGAAGAGUUGAUGAGUUGCCGCUACAUGGAGAGUGUGCCAAAAUUUAGCAAGUAUGCACAUGGCAUUGCCUCACUGUAUGGGCACACUCCGUUUAUUAAGAUGGUGCCGUAUUGGAUGCAUCAACUUGAUAUUGAUAUCCGUGCCUCGACGAAGCCAGAGCAGAAUCAAUGGGACCCGACUGUUGGCCUCGCCUCGGGUUGUUGGGAGCGCACAACGGAUCGCGCCAUUUUCGGCGUUGGUCACGCGCAGACGCAGACGGUUGGUGCGUCAGAGGCGCAGUUUCUUCCUCGCACGGACUAUACACGUGUAUAUCAAAAGGCGUUGCACGGAAUACGCGGAGAGGGCGUUGCGACUCCCGCGACUGCGGAUAAUUUCCAAGACGCCGAGGCGGAGGGAGGGUGCGCUUCGGGUACCGCCGGCAGUCGAAAACAGCAACUACAACCGCGGUUGCCCGCCCACACGCUCCAGUACGAUGUGGAUAGGCGACAUAAGGCCUACACAACAUUUCAUCUCUACCCGUUUGCUGAAUAUGGCGUAGAGUCGUUGUGUUUUACUCCGGCAAGCGGAAAGAAUGCCGCUGCGGAGGUUCUUUCGGGUCUUAUUCCUUGGCAGACAGGAAAGCGAAUUCGCGUACCACAGAAAUACGAUCCCAAGACGUUGCUCACAUCGGAGCGCUACAUGUUGAAGUGGACGGAACAUGCGACACGAUUGGGUCUGGUAGGGCUUGGUGUGAUUCAGUUUGGCAACAGCAUGACUCUUCCAGGCGAUGUUACACAGUUGAGUUCGUUUUGGCGAGCGAACUUUCAUAUUGUCUUGGGCAUAGCGCUUGUCCUAGUUGCCUUGAUGACAUUGAUGUACGCGUUGAUGACGUUUAAGGCACGUUCACGGCGAGUUUACGCGCGGAAAAAGAUCCGCUUUGAUGAUAGUUGGGGUCCAACCGUAUUGACGGUUUUUUUGGCCUUUGGAAUCUGCGUUAUUGCAAUGAUGCACAUCUUGGGACGCUACGGCCCCAUGCUUACCGGCGAUGAUAACUUUUGA
Messenger RNA from Trypanosoma cruzi, 2406 nucleotides. RefSeq lists its product as uncharacterized. The coding region runs from base 1 to 2406 and encodes 801 amino acids. The record is from RefSeq and is a predicted model, not a curated record. NCBI's taxonomy places the organism in Eukaryota, Euglenozoa, Kinetoplastea, Trypanosomatida, Trypanosomatidae. The transcript has a single exon.